CCGCUUCAGUAUUGUUCAAACCACGCUGCAGAAGGUUGUAUAAUACGUUGAUAUUUUAUUUACGUAUCGAAGUGAAGUGCAUCUGUGAUAGAUUUAGUUUUUUAAGUAAAUAUUGAAUGAAAUAUGGAAUCUCCCGUUGUUGUGGAUAAGCCACCGGAAUAUCAUGGAAGAGCUGCCAAAAAUAACCAGCAGCGCGGCUUUCCGUUUGAUGAGGAGGAGGGUUCGGGCGCGUGGAGCGAGCUCGCGUCGCGCCACCCCGACAUAGCGGCGCGCCUGCGCCAGCGCCCCGCCACCUGGGCCAGGAAGCGCCGCCCCUCCAGCCAGGACGCCACUGACGAUUUCGACGACUUCAGCGGCUUCGAUAGAUUUCCGUUCGACGAUAUCCCGUCGGAGUUCAGAGAGCAUUUUCCUUCACAUUGGAACCGCAGGUUCGGUCCACGCGAGGAGCCACCGCCCCCGCAAUCUCCGCAGCCCCAGUCUCCGCAGCAGCAGAGCGCCUCCACGCAGACUGAGUGCCCGCCGGGACCUUCCGCACACGACGAUCACACAGCACACCCCGCACAAGACGACCAACACAGCCACCUCCCACAGUACGGACUCAGGAACACAGUAGAUCUCGGACAGAAAAGCCCCGCAGACCCUAGUUUAGUUGAUGAGGAGGAUCGGACCCAAAGGUCGAUGUCAGCACCUCCUGAUAAUCGCACGACCGGUUUAAGUAACGCAAACAAAAUGAGUGGACAGAACCACCAGGAGCAGAGCCACAAUCCACACUCUGAGCAGCAGUCCAACGUGCGGCACAUACCUAUUUUCGUCGAAGGCAGAGAUGAGCCCGUCAUAAAUAAGUCAGUAGACCAUGCGACAAACUUCGGCGACACGAAGCCCGCAUACGCGCCGCCGCCGCAGCCGCACAUUGACAGAGACCAAUACUUCGCCGACGACGGCCCUGUUAAUUUUCACGCUCCGCCUAACUUUUCUAGGGCUUUCGGCACACCAUUUAACAAAGGUUUCCGACAGGGACCGCAACCGUUCGUCCAACAAAAAGUAUAUCCUCAGACGGCGUUCACUCGUGGCGCUUCCCCGCACAGAUCUCAAUCACCCAAACCACAGAUGCCCCCGGAGGAGCAUUACGUUAAGGUGCCGGUUCACCACGAGCAAACUGCGCCUAGAGCUGAAACUCCGUCCAGAGCACAGCAGAAGCAGCCUCCGCGACAGUCCACGCCUCCCGCGCAGCCCUCACAGCCGCCGCACCAGCACACCCCGCCGCCGCAGACCAAGCCACAGCCGCCCCCGGCCAAUGACCCCAAAACACAAAUUCUCGCCAUACAAACUGAUGUACUAAAUCUGAUGUCUGAUGUUGAAAAUUUCACAGGUACAAAGAAAGACAAAAAGUACCUAUAUCUAGAUGAGAUGCUCACUAGGAAUCUCAUAAAAUUAGACAAUAUUGAAACUGAAGGUAAGGAGAACAUAAGGCAGGCGAGGAAGGAGGCCAUUAGAUGUAUUCAAAAGUGCAUAGCUGUAUUAGAAGCCAAGGCUGAAAAAGGUAGUAACGCGGCUAAACAACAAGAUGUAGAAAUGGAGACCUCCGAGAGUCAGAAUACAGAAAAUGCCAACAAAACUGUUGAGAAUGGUGAGGUCGAAAUGAAGGACAUGAGCAAGGAGCAAUCUUCUACUGAACCUCAAGUCGUGGAGGAAAAUCCUGAAAAACCGAAAGAAGAAAUCAAACAGGAGGAGGUUAAAGACCAGGAGGUUAAGGACGAACAACCAAAAGAUGAAAAGAUGCAAGAAGCCAAAACAGAGCAAGCUUCAGAGAGCACGGAAGUUGCCCAGCCACAGAUUGCGGAUACGCGACCCGAGGAACAAAUCAAGGAAAAAACUCCUGAAAUCAGACCCGACGAACAAAAACAAAACGAAAACAUAGAAAAUGAAAAGAAAAGCCCCAAGAAGGGUACCAAAAAUAUAAAGAAACGAGAUAAAAGUAAGGAUAAGAAGGACGCAACAAACGAUAGUAUUAAGGAUGUAAAUGUUGAAAAGAAGGAUAAUAAACCUGAAGUUAAACAGGAAGAAGAUAAAAAGGGGGAUAGCACGGAACAGAAAGAGAAUAAAGUAGAGGAAACGAAAGAUGUUGCGGAUGUGAUUGUGGAACAGAAGAAAGAAGAUAAAUUAGAAUCGAUGCAGGUGGACGGCAAAGGCGACAAGACGGAGCCGCAGUCGAUGGAGGUGGACAAUGCAGUCGCUAGUCAAUAAAUAUAGUUUGCUUUAGUGAAUUGUUUGUUGUAGAUACACAGCCAGGGCGGAGUCGCACGGUGCCUACAAUCGCCUUUUCCUUCUUCGUGUUAAUUCUUUGUGUCUAAUAACGAGGUGUUGACAUGUAUCACUGUUUAUGUUUGUAAAUUUUAAGUUUUUAACACCGUACUUCGUGUAAAGGACGACGUCCUUAGGAUUUAAAAUGGUCUCUCACCUAAAUCCUAAUAUUUAUUAAUUUAUUGUUGAUCAGUUCUUGAUAACACAAAUUUCUCAAUAAACAUAUAUCAAACAA
Messenger RNA from Papilio polytes (common Mormon), 2536 nucleotides. RefSeq names its product BAG domain-containing protein Samui (gene stv). NCBI's taxonomy places the organism in Eukaryota, Metazoa, Arthropoda, Insecta, Lepidoptera, Papilionidae. The record is from RefSeq and is a predicted model, not a curated record. Bases 124 to 2244 code for a protein of 706 amino acids. The transcript has 3 exons. Gene Ontology annotation, cellular component: cytosol; cytoplasm; nucleus. Gene Ontology annotation, molecular function: protein-folding chaperone binding; adenyl-nucleotide exchange factor activity. Gene Ontology annotation, biological process: protein stabilization.